This is a messenger RNA of Leguminivora glycinivorella, 949 nucleotides long. RefSeq lists its product as uncharacterized. The coding region runs from base 1 to 546 and encodes 181 amino acids. NCBI's taxonomy places the organism in Eukaryota, Metazoa, Arthropoda, Insecta, Lepidoptera, Tortricidae. The transcript is spliced from 4 exons. The record is from RefSeq and is a predicted model, not a curated record.
AUGAAUAUGCAACUCACCAUUCCCGCCGCCGCCGCCGCUGCCGCCGCCGCCAACGCCGCCGCCGCUGCCGCCGCCGCUAACGCCGCUGCCGCCAUGUCGCCGCUCGCCCGCUCGCUGCUCGCACUCGCCACGCUACUCGCGGCGUCGGACGCUAAAAUCACCAUCGUCGAUAUAGGACUGGGAGUAAAAUGUGUUAAGUUUAUUAUGGACGUUGCUCCUAGACCAGGGCCCUACCUAACUACGAGGCAUGGUUCUAAGUUUACGCUGAUGUCACAGGGCCAUAGGCAACCGCUGACAAUCAUUCCCAAUAAAUGCGCGCUGUUCAACGAAGAAGUAUCCAGACAGACGGUAGAGGUGUGCAAUGAGUUCCCUACUCCCUACGGGCCAGAACCAUUGCCACCAACGGUCCAUGCGCUGGCUGACAACUUGAUAUCACCUAUUUUCGCGUCUUGUGGAGACGACAAUGAAUGUGGGCCUCUGCUUUGGAAGAUUGAGCAGGAGUGCAGGGCCCCUGUGCAGGGAGCACUUAUAGCAAGUCUCAAAUAGAUCACUAAUAGUCGAUAGAGGUUUUGUGACAACGCGCUUCUAGCAUAAAAUCUAAUGCAAUCGUACACUGUAGAAUGAAAAACUAAACUAUAAAGUCCUUUAACAACAAUAGUCUAUGCACUCGCUGACAACUUGCUAGGUAUCUUCUCUUAUGAAGACAUGUGACAAUGUGGGCCGCUGAUUUUGAAAAUUUAGCAGGAGUGUAGCAUUUUCACUGCAAUAUGUCACAUGUUAGAGAAAGACAUCAGUAGUUGCUGGCCACACAUUGUAAUUACGUUUAACCUCAACAUGACAAGAUUCAAAUAUCACUCUGAUGGCAGUGUACCUUCCCUUAAAAAGUGAAAGUUUUGUAAUUAACUUGUGCUGUGUUUAAUAUAAGUUUCGUUUUUAUUUUUAGUACUUA